AUGGGCAAAGGAACCGAUAAACUAUACAUCACCCACUCCGAGUGGUCGUCCUCGGAUGCGUACGGCGCUAGUAGCGGUGUCAAUGCUGGCGCGCGUGCCCAGCGGCGCGGUGCCAAUUUCAAGAAACUUCCCUUCAACUUCUGCGCCGCCAGUCUCCAACCCUUUAAGAACCCAGUCUGCACUCCCGACGGCACCAUUUUCGAUGUCGAAGUCAUCGGCGCAUGGCUCGAAAAGCACAAGACGAACCCCGUCAACGGCGAGCCGCUCUCGGCCAAGGACCUGAUCAAGCUCAACUUUGCGCGCAACGGCGACACCACCGACUCGGACGAGAACAAGGGCGACCUCAUCGAUCCCGUCACCUUCAAGGUCUUCACCGACAAUACCCACAUUGUCGCCAUCCGCCAUGGCUCCUACGCCAACGUCUUCGCCUGGGAAACCGUCGAGCGCAUGAACAUCAAGGCCAAGAUGUGGCGCGACCUGGUUGACGAUGAAGAGUUCGGCCGCAAAGACAUCAUCACCCUGCAAGACCCUCAGAACAUCUCCAACAGCCGCGACCUCAGCCAGUUCAAAUACCUCCAAGACGGUCAGGAAGCCAUCCUCACCAAGGAACAGGAAGAAGAGCGCAAAGGCGGCACCGUCAACAUCGAAGCCCUCGGCCGUGUGGGGGAGAAGGUUCUCCGCGCCAAGGAAGCCGUCGAGCGCGCUCGCGCAGCCCGACAAGCCGGCGGCGCGGACGUCAACCGUCUCACCCAAGCCCUCACCACCUCGACUUCCUCCGCCACCGGUACCAACAAAUCGAUUGCCCCCCACGCCCAAUCCCUAAUCCAAGAGCGCAAACGCCCCGCCAACGCAGCAACCUACACAACCGGCCUAACCGCCGCCUCCUUCACCUCCACGGGUCUCACCCCUUCAACCUCCGGCACCCUCGCCCUCUUGUCAGAAGAGCAAUACCUCCUCAAGCCCUCGCACCGCAUCAAAACAAAGGGUUACGUACGAAUGGACACCAACCUCGGCGCCCUAACCCUCGAACUCCUGCCCGAAUUCGCCCCCAAAGCCGUCUGGAACUUCCUCCGCCUUUCCGAAAAGGGCUACUACAAAGACGUGGCCUUCCACCGGUCCAUACGCAACUUCAUGAUCCAAGGCGGCGACCCCUCCGGCACGGGGCGCGGGGGCCAAUCGAUAUGGGGCAAGAAUUUCGAAGAUGAAUUCGAAGGGCCCAUGACCCACUCCGCCCGUGGCAUAAUCAGCAUGGCCAACAAGGGCAAGAAUACAAACAGCUCGCAAUUCUUCAUCACCUACCGCCCUGCUUCCCAUUUGGAUAGGAAACAUACCAUUUUCGCCAAAGUCAUCGAAGGACAAGAUACGACCCUUACAAAAAUGGAGAAUGUGGCCACCGAUGGCUCGGAUCGCCCUCUCAACAAGAUUGUUAUCAAGGAUGUGGUUAUCUUGAUUGAUCCGUUUGCGGAGUGGUUGAAGGAGAAGAAGGAUAAGGAGGGGGAGGAGGAACGUAAGAAAGAGGUGGCGAGACGGGGAGGUACCGAGGAUGAUCGGACGACGUGGACGGGGAAGAGGAUCAGGGCUGAUGGGACGGUGGAGGGGGGGCAAGGGACCGCAGAAGGGGGGCCGAAGGUGGGCAAGUAUUUGGAUGUGGGGGCUGCGAAGAAAACAACGACGAAAGCGGCAGAAGAAGAGGCAGAGGUUGAUACGUGGGAAGAACCGGUGAGGAAAAAGGCCAAGAUGGGAGGGUUUGGGAAUUUUGAUGGGUGGUAA
Molecule: messenger RNA, 1770 nt
Organism: Sordaria macrospora k-hell
Lineage: Eukaryota; Fungi; Ascomycota; Sordariomycetes; Sordariales; Sordariaceae
Biological process (GO): protein folding; protein peptidyl-prolyl isomerization; protein polyubiquitination
Cellular component (GO): catalytic step 2 spliceosome
Molecular function (GO): peptidyl-prolyl cis-trans isomerase activity; ubiquitin protein ligase activity
Source: RefSeq, a predicted model, not a curated record